AUGACGACUGACGACUUCAAGAACGACAGCGACAGCGACAGCACACAGACGCCGAACCAACGCUUCGCUGCCGUUCGACGCGAUCAAACUGCGCCCGAGAACUCGUCCGAGUCCAAGCACCAGGAAGCCCAACUGCGAGCCUUCAUCAACGACUUCUCCCGAGAUGUCGCCGCCAAGAAGAAAAACAGCAAGUCUGCCAGGGCGUUGGACAAGCUGGGACCCUUCGUGUUAUCCUUGACCGAGCUUGCCAAGUUCUGCGAGACCGUCUUCGGGGCAUGUCCCAUGGCGGUGGCCGCCAUUUUCUCUGGUGCUCGCAUGGUCUUGAUGCUGGCGCUCAACGCCCAGGAGUGCUUGAAUACAGUCAUUGAAGCGCUCGAUGAGAUCGAUACAUACCUUCAUUGCUACGACAACUUCUACGAUGCCUAUCGAGAUGACCCAGUCAUGCAGGCGAGACUGGUGGCAUCAUACAGGAACAUUCUCCAGUUCUGGUGGGAAUCCAUUAAGAUCCUCUCCAAUUCCAGCAUAGCCAAGGGACUUAUCAGCCCACUCGACAAGGACAUCAAGGAUUGUCUACGCACCAUUAAGGAGGACCGUACAAGCGUCCAGUACAUGCUGCGAGACCAGAUCAUCCCAUGGGUUGCCGGCCCCGAAGGCCCCUCCAAGCUCGACCCUCGCCACAGGAAAAAGUCAGAUCCUGUCCUGUGGUACAACGCACCUCCUGGCUGCGGAAAAACAAUCUUGGCCUCCCAGAUUGUCAGCCGCUUAAAGCAGGAGAACCACAAGGUGGUCUGGUAUUUCUGCUCCUUCGAUGACCCCACCCGCAAAGACCCUCGAAACGCACUUCGUUCCAUUGCCAUACAGCUACUCUGCAGGUACAUGUCCAAGAGGAUACCGGACAAAGUUGUUGACAUGUUCCGCGAGGACCAAGCCAAUUCCAAUAAUUUCAUCAACCACGAAAGACCACUCAUGGAUGUCGUCCAUGAGCUUCUCAAGGCUACGAGUCUUGCUUACAUUGUGGUGGACGGUCUUGACGAAAUAAUAGGGUUAGACCAGGAAAGGCCGUAUCCUUUCCAUGGCAUGUUUGAGCAGCUGAUUUCGCAGGCUUCGGAGCGGCAUGGAACCACCAAGUGGUGUUUCACCAGUCGUAAUGAAGGCCCAAUAGGAGAAACCAUGUCAAGGGUCAAAGCAUUUCAGAUUGUUCCUUCAUCAGCAAGCUUGGCUGCAGAUAUCAAAGCCUACCUUGAAGACAUGCUUAGUGAGAAGGAACUUUCGCCGGAUCAGAUUGAAGACUUGGUGGAAGCGUCGGAGGGCAACUUCCUCUAUGCAAAACUGCGAGCAGAUACCCUGCUUGGACAAGGCAUCACUUGCGAGGAAGAGGCUGAAGAGGAACUGAGAACUUAUCCCAAGGGAUUGAGCGGCUGUUACUUGCGCAGUCUCGAGAAACUCAAUUAUCGGACUACUUACGAGCAAGAGCUGGCAAGUCCGGAUGGCCUGCCAGAGUCUUUCGAAACCGACCCUGAGCAUGCAUUCCUUCGAUAUGCCUCUGUCUUUUGGUUUCAACAUUUGGAUAUGAGAGGCGUGGCUUGCGAGGAAAUGCGUCAAGAGAUCCGAAAAUUUAUCCAAAGCUGCGGCUUUUGGACUGCCUUUCGGGUACAAACCAAAGUAGCACGCUAUCUGUUUGCCCAAUACGUACAGCGUGGCAGCUGUGAGCUGAUGGGUCGGAAUGGAGUACAUCAGACUUCAUCGCUUCAACAAUACCGCUUUGGUGGGAUAAGCCUGGUAAUGGGUGGGUGUCAACGCACGAUUUGGAGAUUCUUCACCAUCUUCAACGCUUCAUCAUGGAGUGGCACGAGGCACUCUCGUCUGGCAUGGAUGCUCUGUUGCUGUGCCCCAUGGACCUUGCAGCAAAGUUCUUGGACAAGACAAUCAGGCGAGUCGCCCUUGGUCCACGUGCGCUGGGACCAAGCAGCGAUCUCUUUCGGUUCGCUGUCAGCUGUCGAUUCUCCCGGGAUGUACUCAAUCUGCAAGCGUAAUCUGGAUGUUGCGGUUAUAAAUUCUGACGGAGAACAGUCAUAUGCGCUGCCUAAGAGACUGAGUUGGCAGCUCGUCAAUGAAGUACGGGUUGCUUCCAACCAUACAGGGAAGGUCAACGUGGCAUUGCAAAGGCCUUCGCAAUCCAUGGGGAGACUCCGAGGGCUCGCGGAAGGUACAGGACAGAAAGAUGGAGGAGGCCCAGGAGAUGAUGAUCGUUCCGAGUAUGACGAGGAAGAAGAGGAAGAUGAAGAGUAUGAUGAAAAGGAAUUUGACGAGGAUGAAGAAGAGAGUGAGAGCGAAACAGGCAGUGAGACGGAAGGGGAUUCCAAUCUUAUUUACUCGUCAACGGAUGCAACAGAGCCCGAGUGCGAUACCGUUACAGACGUUCUGGUCAUCGUUCGUGAAGAAGGGAAUCCUGUGUGGGUCCCAUGCCACGGAAGGCAAAAGACAAGAAGGCAGAUGGGUGGUACGCUGCAUCCCAGGGAGCCUGUCUUUGUCUGGGCACAAGAUGCAGAAAGCUUGAGUAUCAUGAACACAGUCAGCGGAAAGACCACGACAUCUAGCCUACCCAAGUUGUCCGAAAGGGAUGGUCCUUUGUUGCCGGAAGCUCAAAUUGCCGAGAAAGAGCAGAUGCCAGACCUUGGGACACGCUUCGGUUCACGCUUACUGACCGAAAUUCGCUUCUCUUCCGACGGCUCUUUGCUGUAUGCCCUAUCCAUCAACUUCGACGCUGCAAGCUCUCAUGUCACGAAAGCAACAGUCUCUCUUACCAGAUUCCGGUUUGAAGCCGGUGAGGACACCGGAACCGAAGAACCGAGACUUGAGCAGUCUGGGGAUGUGUUAACGACUGCGUACCACUUUCACAAGAGGGUGGAUGACUUGCCAGUACCCCUUGGUGUCACCUACUGGUGUUCUGAUGCCGUCUACAUCUGUCUUCCACUUCUGACCUGCAGCGUCAAGUUCAUCAGAAUGUCCUUGAACCCAUCGACAUCUGACAACUCGCAGCCACAACCCAAAAUUCAAACCCUCAACCACACGAUCCUUAUCCCCUCAUUAACGAGUCAGCGCCGACCCCGCCUCCUCUACCAAUCCAGUACCUCCAAAACCAAAACCGACGAUUCCCUCUGUCUCGUCCUCAAUCCAGAACCCAAGCUCGCAACCCCCACCCAAGCUGAAGACCGCCAUUACAGGCAAGACACAGGCUGCUCCGACCAAUGCGACCACGAAGACAUCACCACCUGUCACCAUAAGCAGGAAGAAUUCGGACGCGGCGGUGCUUCGGUUAUCAGAUGGAGCAUUCCCCGGGAAGGCGGCUGGAGAGACUGGGACCCAGAGAAGGACUCCAUGUCGGACGAGCUGCAGAGGAAUCCGUCGCUUUGCACGUUCAACGAACUGAGAGGGACGUUCAUUGAUGCGGAUAAGAUGUUUUCGGUGCCGAUUCGGGGGGCGUUGAAUUUCACGUGGAAGGGGUAUUUGUCUUGUGGUUGA
This is a messenger RNA of Neurospora tetraspora, 3522 nucleotides long. RefSeq lists its product as uncharacterized. The record is from RefSeq and is a predicted model, not a curated record. The transcript is spliced from 11 exons. NCBI's taxonomy places the organism in Eukaryota, Fungi, Ascomycota, Sordariomycetes, Sordariales, Sordariaceae. The coding region runs from base 1 to 3522 and encodes 1173 amino acids.